GACAGAGCCGAGCCGCGGGCGGACGGCGGCCGGAGUCGGGAGGGGGAGUCCUGGAGUGAAAGCAUCUCUCUCUCUCCUCGAAACCAGCAUAUUAAAUAUACCGCGCCUCGUUCCCCGUGCACGCUCUCUCUCUCUCACACACUCUCUCAUUCUCUCUCCUCCGUGUGCGAGCGCCGCGCGCGGAGCCAGAGCCAGCUGCCGUGUCAUCUCCUUCCUCUAUUUUAUCACCCUCCUACGCUUCCCCAUUCUUCACCACCCGAGAAAUCCUCUCCCCCCUGGUGGUAGUACCACUACUCUAGUAGCACCGUCGGUUUCUCACCUUCCCCGACCCCGAGCUCGGACAAGAAACUCACCUCGACAGCCACAAGUUACCGCGUCGCCGGUUCCCCUGCUUCGAUUCUCACCGCGCGUCGACAUGGACACCUCGCACCACUAUCCAUGGCUCAACUUCUCCCUCGCUCACCACGGUGAUCUCGAGGAGGAGGAGAGGGGCGCAGCCGCCGAGCUGGCCGCGAUAGCCGGCGCCGCGCCGCCGCCGAAGCUGGAGGACUUCCUCGGCGGAGGCGUCAUCAACGGAGAGAGCGCCAGAAGCGGCGGCGGUGUUCCGGUGGCCGCGCCGGAGGUGUCGGCGCCCGCGGAGAUGUACGACUCGGACCUCAAGUUCAUAGCCGCCGCCGGGUUCCUGGGCGGCGGCUCGGCUGCUGGACCGGUGGCGACGUCGCCCCUGUCUUCCCUCGACCAGGCCGACCCCAAGCUGGCCUUGCCUGCGGCCGCCGCGGCGGCGCCGGCGCCGGAGCAGAGGAAGGCCGUCGACUCUUUUGGGCAGCGCACGUCCAUCUACCGCGGCGUCACACGGCACCGGUGGACUGGCAGGUACGAGGCACAUCUAUGGGACAACAGCUGCCGGCGUGAAGGGCAGAGCCGCAAGGGCCGCCAAGUGUAUUUGGGUGGCUAUGAUAAGGAGGAGAAGGCAGCCAGGGCGUAUGAUCUUGCAGCUUUGAAGUACUGGGGUUCUAGUACCACCACCAACUUUCCGGUUGCUGAGUAUGAAAAGGAGCUCGAAGAGAUGAAGACCAUGACUCGGCAAGAGUUUGUUGCUUCCCUUCGAAGGAAGAGCAGUGGAUUCUCCAGGGGUGCUUCUAUUUACAGAGGUGUAACCAGACAUCACCAGCAUGGGCGGUGGCAAGCAAGGAUCGGAAGGGUGGCCGGUAACAAGGACCUCUACCUUGGAACAUUCAGCACCGAGGAGGAAGCUGCGGAGGCCUAUGACAUAGCGGCCAUCAAGUUCAGAGGCCUGAACGCUGUUACAAACUUUGAGAUCAGCCGGUAUAACGUUGAGAGCAUAAUGAACAGCAACAUUCCAAUGGGGAGCAUGUCGGCCGGUGGCCGGAGCAACAAGGCACUGGAGUCCCCUCCAUCGGGCUCACCUGACGCCAUGCCCGUCGAAGCCAGCACGGCGCCCCUGUUUGCCGCUCUUCCGGUGAAGUAUGACCAGCAGCAGCAGGACUACCUGUCGAUGCUCGCGUUGCAGCACCACCAGCAAGGGAACCUGCAGGGGCUAGGGUUCGGCCUGUACUCAUCCGGAGUGAACCUGGAUUUCGCAAACUCCCAUAGCACUGCUUCGUCGAUGACCCACUGCUAUGUCAAUGGCGGCACGGUCUCCUCACAUGAGCAGCACCAGCACCACCAGCAGCUGCAGGAUCAUCAGCAGCAGGGCGAGAGUGAGACGCAACAGAGCUCCAACAGCUGCUCCUCCCUCCCAUUCGCCACACCGAUCGCUUUCAAUGGGUCCUAUGAAAGCUCCAUGACGGCGGCAGGCCCCUUUGGAUACUCCUACCCAAAUGUGGCAGCCUUUCAGACGCCGAUCUAUGGAAUGGAAUGAUUCGGUGUCGUGGCUACUGGCCCUGCUGGCGUUUCGCAUGUGCAAAAGGGUAGAAGCCAUGAGACCAAAGAUUCAAGCACAAAAAACAUAAAGGGACUGAAAGAGAGAUUACCAGUAGAGACAGUAGUAUGAUGGAGACAUAGGAAGCAGCGAGCAGUGUGCUGCAGGAUACAUCACUGACGAUCGAGCCAGAGACGGAGAAGGAACAAGACUCGAUCUUGCUAACAACAAAAUGGUCGUUGCAGCUAGCUAUAGCAUAUUUGCGCUUUUCCCUUUCGUAGCUUUGGUCUUUUUUCAGCUUUGUUUGCCCCCUAGCGCCGUGCAUGGUGCAUGCCUUUGAAGCUUUCUCUUUCUACUGACAUGAUUCUGCAAGUGCCAUCAUAGCUUUAGUCAGCCCUGUACAAUGGAAACAGGAACGUCGUCUUUGAUCUGUAGCUUUCUUUCAACUUUGUUGUUUUUUUUUCUUUUUGUGCUUUACUUUCUGGUCACUUUAGUUUGGCCCCCUGUUCUACCACUAUGCUUCAGAGGGGAUAAAUGUUCAAAGCUCCUGUCUUGUACUGAACAAGUUCAGCAAACAGAUAUAGCAGCAUGUAACUCUAAAAUCAAUGUCAGCCUUUCGUAUUUGAUGAA
Molecule: messenger RNA, 2512 nt
Organism: Sorghum bicolor (sorghum)
Lineage: Eukaryota; Viridiplantae; Streptophyta; Magnoliopsida; Poales; Poaceae
Product: AP2-like ethylene-responsive transcription factor AIL5
Exons: 9
Coding region: 416-1882 (488 amino acids)
Biological process (GO): regulation of DNA-templated transcription
Molecular function (GO): DNA binding; DNA-binding transcription factor activity
Source: RefSeq, a predicted model, not a curated record